Molecule: messenger RNA, 2090 nt
Organism: Vigna angularis (adzuki bean)
Lineage: Eukaryota; Viridiplantae; Streptophyta; Magnoliopsida; Fabales; Fabaceae
Exons: 1
Coding region: 662-1549 (295 amino acids)
Cellular component (GO): membrane
Source: RefSeq, a predicted model, not a curated record
UAAUAAUGACAAAUAGUUAAUAACAAAACAACACCCUAUUAGGCAUCACCAACUCUGAAAGGUUCCAUUCCCCUUUUCAUUUGUUGACCAAUGUCAUCACAAUACAACAUUUUCACUCAUAUUUCAUCGCCUCAUUAAUUUCUCUACACCCACAUUCUUCCACAUGCACCUCUCAUUUCUAGGCACAACAAACUCCAAUAGAUCUCCACAUUCAUAUAACAAGAGUUGAAUAAUUCAGGCUUCUGUUCUUGUUCCACUUUGGAACCUAAUCAUUUUCAUAACAUGCUAUAGAUGUAACUUCUCAACCAAAUCCAUUAACUGUCUUGCAUCACAUCAUCAAGAAAACCUCCUUGUACAAGUUUUCUUAUGUGUUAAGAGAAGAAAACCAAGUGUUGUUGUAAACAGAUUCUGAUCUGUUAUAUUAUAUAUAUAUACUUGGUUAGGGAAGGAUUCUGAUUGUGAGUUACAUUCAGUUAUCUUUAAUAAAACUAGAGGAAAAGAAAGUUUGUGGUGAGAAAACUCAUCCUUCUUCCAUUGAUGAGUAGUGAAGUUACUACUGCAUCAUAAAAGCUUCAAUGGGUUUAGUGCAUGCAUGGAUUUCCUUGAAAAUCAUUCAAGAAUUGAACAUUAGAGACAAAAAAAGGCUUCUGGGGUGACAUUCAUGGGGCUUCAUAGAUGGUGGCAAGUUACGUUGGUAAUUGUGUGUUUGUUUUCAUCAUCUCUUGUUGAAGGUUUGAAGACUUAUUCUGAUCGUAAAUCACUGGAUUCCUUUCUUCGCAUGCAAGCAAAUGAAGAGAUAAAAAAUCCUAAAACAGGUGUUCUCUACAAUGUUUCCCUUCCUUCCAACUUAACAGGUAUGGAAGUUUCAGUCGUUAGAUUGCGCAGUUUUUCUUUAUGGUCAAGAGGAAUGAACUACAGUUUCUUCAACCUUCCGCCACGGAUUAUGUCUCGGCCAAGCCAGAAAAGAAUAACCAUUUUGUACGAAAACUUAGGCAAUUGUUCUUCUCAUUACUACAAUGUGCCUAACCACACAAUGGUGGCUCCAGUUUUUGGUGUCAUGGCUUACAGUUCUUCAGAAUCAGCAUUGGUGGAUGAGAAGAUUAACUUUACCAUUCAUGGUGAUCCCAUCAAAAUUUGGUUUCCUCUUGCCGAUGAACGUGGGAGAAAUCACACUCCUCUUUGUGCUAAGUUUACUGAUAAUGGGUUGGUGAAAUUCAAGAACAUGACUAAGCCAUAUGUUUGUGAAGUACACAGACAAGGACAUUACACUCUUGUAAUUCCAUCAUUUCCUUUUCCAGAUGAACUUCAUACUCACAGUCAUGGCAGGAGAUUUACCACAUGGUGGGUGUUGGGGUUUGCAAUAGGUUUCAUUGGGUUGGUUGUUUUGGGUUUGAUCUUGUUAGCUUUGGUUAUGGAGGUCAAGAAGAGAAAAAUAAGAAAAAUGGAGAAAAAUUCAGCUGGGGAAGAGCUUUUUGACACAUUUUGGAUUGGAGAAACUAAAUUACCAUUAGCUUCAUCGAUUAGAACACAACCAAUCCUUGAGAAUUAAAAUGUACAUUAAUAUCACUUGUGAUACUUUUAUGCAAACAGAUGAGUACAUAAAUGUUAUCUUUUCAACUUUGGUCCUUAUCAACAAAACAAUUGUUCAGUCAACAACAACAAGAAACUAUCCUAUAUUUAUGUAGUUAUUACAGCUGUUAAUAGCACUUUUAUUUCAUGUUCUGUUUUCACGUCAAAUUCUUUUUAGGAAUAUGUGAACAAAACGUUUGUAUUCUCUUCUGCUGUCUAUAUUUGAACACGAAGUACCAGAGUUUGUGUAGCUUGAUUUAUGUCUUACACCCUUGAGUUUUUCUUAAAUCAAUGAAAGUGACAAUCAUUAAAACUCAAACCUUAUGAAAUUUUUAUUGGAACUCAAAUCCAAGCACUACAACACACUCAUAGCAACCUUUCAAGGAAGAUAAAUCAACUCUAGAUGCUAAAAAUUAUUUUCUGCAUAACAUGAAGCAGGGUAGUUCAUAUCAGAUACAAUAUAUAAUAACCAAAGUCCAACAUUUUUAUGAUAACAUGUUUUUUUUUCCUCCAAACAGUAA